CCACGCUACUAUUGUUAGGGUAGGUUUUGCUGGCGCACGGCUCGCCCAGUUCAAUUGCGGGGUUUGCUCGGUACAGAGAGGCACAGAUAGAUCAAGACUUAAUCGAUAAUGCUUGAAACUAUUAGCAGCCUUUACGAAAAUGCAAUCAGCUCGGCCGACAAAAGAGUCUCCGACUGGGCCCUCAUGUCGGGGCCGGGCCUUCUUCUCUCCAUUUUAGCCGUCUAUUAUCUUCUCGUGAGAGUUAUUGGACCUUCUUUCAUGGAAAAGCGACAAGCGAUGCAGCUGAAGGGCGUGAUAACAAUGUACAACUCGAUCCAGGUGUUGGCCUGCGCCUUGCUUGUCCAGCAGACUGUGAAAUAUAUAAAAAACACAAACGUGACAAUAAUCGGCUGCGCUUCGGUAGACUUUUCUGACAAUCCCAAUGCAGUGCAGCUUGCGCGAAUGUGUUGGUGGUACCUGAUUUUGAAGCUGUUGGAUUUGGUCGAAACAUUGUUUUUCAUCCUGCGCAAAAAGCACAACCAGGUGUCCAACUUGCAUUUGUACCACCACAUCAGCACGCCGAUUUUCAGCUGGAUUAUGGUCAAAUUCGUGGCAGGAGGAACUCCGAGCAUUUACAUCGCUCUAAAUUCAGCUAUUCACGUUUUGAUGUACCUCUACUAUCUUUUCACUGGCAUUGGAAUGUCAAAAAAAUUGGCACCGUGGAAAAAGUAUCUCACCAUCAUUCAAAUGGUGCAGUUCUGCGCCCUGAUAAUUCACGCCAGUCAGUUUGUGCUGUCCGACUGUCACAUGCCAACACCUUUGGCCAUAGUUUUCAUCCCCAACGUGGCAAUAGUUUACUUCAUGUUUGCCAAUUUCUACAAGAAGGCGUACGGCAAGGCGACUAAUGACAUCAACUCCUUCAAGCCCAACUUGAAAAUCAUGGUUGACAAUCGGAACAAAAAACCAGCUAUUAAAAAUCUCUAAGAUGAAUAAUUACAAAAUAAUUAAAAAAAGGCAACUUUUAAAACCAGA
Messenger RNA from Neocloeon triangulifer, 1011 nucleotides. Its product is annotated as elongation of very long chain fatty acids protein AAEL008004-like. The transcript has 7 exons. The record is from RefSeq and is a predicted model, not a curated record. Gene Ontology annotation, molecular function: fatty acid elongase activity. Bases 109 to 963 code for a protein of 284 amino acids. Gene Ontology annotation, cellular component: endoplasmic reticulum membrane. NCBI's taxonomy places the organism in Eukaryota, Metazoa, Arthropoda, Insecta, Ephemeroptera, Baetidae. Gene Ontology annotation, biological process: sphingolipid biosynthetic process; fatty acid elongation, monounsaturated fatty acid; fatty acid elongation, saturated fatty acid.